This is a messenger RNA of Aspergillus clavatus NRRL 1, 993 nucleotides long. RefSeq names its product NADP-dependent oxidoreductase. The coding region runs from base 1 to 993 and encodes 330 amino acids. The transcript has a single exon. The record is from RefSeq and is a predicted model, not a curated record. Gene Ontology annotation, molecular function: zinc ion binding; oxidoreductase activity. Lineage: Eukaryota; Fungi; Ascomycota; Eurotiomycetes; Eurotiales; Aspergillaceae.
AUGUCCACACCCAAAACAAUGCGCACCCUCUUCCAGCCCUCCGCAGAGGAACCCCGCCUCGUCCUCAUCCCCAACCACCCCGUCCCCGUCCCCCGCGAAGGCACAGACGAACACCUCAUCCACGUCCGCAGCGUCAGCCCCUGCGCCAACGAGCUCAACUGGGCCAAGAACUUCCCGCACCUCCAAACCCGCGAACUCAUCCCUUGCUACGACAUCGCUGGCACCAUCGUCGCCGCCCCGCCCACUUCAGACUUUCAGCCCGGCGCAGAGGUCUACGCGCGCUCCAAUUACAUGAGCCCCGGCUGCGCGCGCGACUACACCCUCGUCGGCGGGGCCGAGCUGGCGCGCCGGCCCAGGAAUGUGGACUGGGCGCACGCGACCUCCAUCCCGCUGAGCGCGCAGACGGCGCUGCAGGCGCUGUUUGUGCAAUCGGGGAUCGGCGGGUUGGGAGAUAGCGCGUGGAAGGGGAAGAGGGUGCUUGUUACUGCUGCGUCGGGGGGAGUGGGGAGUUGGGUUGUGCAGCUGGGUCGUGUGGCUGGCGCAACUGUCAUUGGAACCUGUGGGCCGCAGAAUGUUGACUUUGUGAAGGGCCUGGGGGCGGAGGAGGUGGUGAACUAUCGUGAGGUGGACUUGAAGGCUUGGGGUCAGAAGGCAGAGAAUCAGGUCGACCUGGUGGUUGAUUGCAUUGGGAAGAAGUCGUUGGAGGAUGCCUGGUGGUGUGUCAAGGAGGGAGGCACCCUGAUCAGUAUCUUCCAGCCGCCAGAGCAGGUGCAGCCGGAGGAGUGCAAGGAGAAGAAUGUGAAAAACUUCUUCUUCAUCGUGGCGGCGAAUCGAUCUGAUUUGGAGACGAUCACGAAGCUGGUCGAGGAGGGCAAGUGUCAUGGAGUCGUUGAUAGUAUCUGGCCCCUGGAGCAGUUUGAGGAUGCUUUCAAAAGGUUGGAUAGCGGGCACGCCAGAGGGAAGAUCAUCUUGGAUUUGACUUUGAAUCAGUAA